Anopheles gambiae (African malaria mosquito) is the source of this 4512-nucleotide messenger RNA. RefSeq names its product serine/threonine-protein phosphatase alpha-2 isoform (gene Pp1-87B). NCBI's taxonomy places the organism in Eukaryota, Metazoa, Arthropoda, Insecta, Diptera, Culicidae. The transcript is spliced from 7 exons. Bases 957 to 1898 code for a protein of 313 amino acids. The record is from RefSeq and is a predicted model, not a curated record. Gene Ontology annotation, cellular component: cytoplasm; nucleus. Gene Ontology annotation, molecular function: protein serine/threonine phosphatase activity.
UGGUAGCACUGCCCGUGAGUAACGGAAUCUACAACCGUACGAGCGCGCGCGCGUGUGUGUGUGUUUUGUGUGCGCGUUCAUCUAUUCGUACAGUUGUGCUCUGUGAACGGAGGCCCUUGUGCGUGCGCCACAUUCUUCUCGUCGUCCGUCAGGGAAAAGGAAUAGAUUUUCUUUUUUCCGCGGCAUUUGCCCCUACGACUCGACGGUACUGUAAGCGGGUGACGCAAAUCAUCCAGCCACGGUAGAAGCAAAAGAGGAUUUGUCGCAGCCAACCCUUUCGAGUGGAGAGCGAAAAGUGCACCCCCUUCCCCUCCCCUCCUUAUACCCGCAAGAGCACACGGGUUGAAGAAAAAAGCGGAAGAAGCGCACACAGCGGAGCAGGGAGCGAAGCAGAGAAGAAGCAAAAAAAACCCCAGCCAGCCAUCAUUUGGGGCGAUACGCGCGCGUCAGUGUGUGUGUGAGUGCGCGCGCGAGCUAGUGUGUGUGUGUGUGUGUGUUUGCACCGUGUUUUUCUUCGCUCGAUUUUAACUACAGCGCAAACGGGCGAGAGACGACGUCGUCAAACCGCUGGGGCUUGUACGAUCGCAGUAGUCGCGGCAACAACAGGAGAGCAGCCGCCCUUAAUAAGAGCAUCGGUCAGCGAGUUGCUGCUGCUGGCUGCUGUACUAGCGAAGUAAAGAGGAGCCUUGGAAUCGAAGGCAGAAGGAGGAAACGUCCCAAGCCCAAGCCAAUUUUGAUUCCCGCAGUGUGAAAAAGAAAACGGUGUCCGGAAGGAAAGGCUCCCCCAAAUACCACACAUAACACACACGCACACAUCCGUCGUCUGGAAAACGUCGUCGUCGUCGUCUUCAUCCCCGGUGUGUGCUCUACCCCCGCUCCCCCACUACCACACUCCAUCCACAACGUCAACUGUCCGUCAUCAUUGAGCGUAGCUGAGCAGCGCGAAUCGAUCCAAAAUGUCGGACGUAGAGUUAUCAAACAUAGACCACCUCAUUGCGAUGCUUUUAGAAGUUCGCGGUGCAAGGCCAGGGAAAAAUGUACAACUGUCGGAAACGGAUAUACGUCUGCUAUGCCUGAAGUCGAGGGAAAUCUUUCUCUCCCAACCGAUACUGCUCGAGCUGGAGGCACCGUUAAAAAUCUGCGGUGACAUCCAUGGUCAGUAUUAUGACUUGCUGCGUUUGUUCGAGUACGGCAGCUUCCCGCCCGAGUCGAACUAUCUGUUCCUGGGCGAUUACGUCGACCGGGGAAAGCAGUCGCUCGAGACGAUCUGCCUGCUGCUGGCGUACAAAAUCAAGUAUCCGGAGAACUUCUUCUUGCUGCGCGGCAAUCAUGAGUGCGCCAGUAUCAAUAGAAUAUACGGAUUCUACGAUGAGUGCAAGCGGCGCUACAACAUCAAGAUGUGGAAAACGUUCACCGACUGCUUCAACUGUCUGCCGGUGGCCGCGAUCGUGGAUGAGAAGAUUUUCUGCUGCCACGGCGGCCUCAGCCCGGACCUGCAGUCGAUGGAACAGAUCCGGCGCAUCAUGCGACCCACAGACGUGCCGGACCAGGGCCUGCUGUGCGAUCUGCUGUGGUCCGAUCCGGACAAGGACACGAACGGCUACGGCGAGAACGAUCGUGGCGUCAGCUUCACGUUCGGUGUGGAUAUCGUGGGCAAGUUUCUUACCAAGCAUGACUUCGAUCUAAUCUGUCGAGCGCAUCAGGUGGUUGAGGACGGGUACGAGUUCUUUGCCAAGCGGCAGCUGGUAACCCUCUUCUCUGCUCCCAACUAUUGUGGAGAGUUCGAUAAUGCCGGUGCAAUGAUGUCCGUCGACGAUACGUUGAUGUGCUCGUUCCAAAUCCUGAAGCCAGCCGAUAAACGUGGCUUUCAGAAGCUCAUCAAAAGCAGCAAAUUUUAGGCGGCAGCAUAUAAUGGUGUGGUGCGUGAGGAGGUAAACAUAUCAUGCAAAGACGCAGGACCAUCAUCAACAACUUCAUCGCCAAUCAUCAACCCCCAAAUCCCACUGCACAUAGAAAAUGGAAAAGCAAAUGGGACAGAAGAGAGUGCGUGUGGACACACGGCCCAAUGAACAAUCAGCAGCAGCGGGCCAGCAGUGUAUCGGGAGCAACACGAGUCACAACAAAUUGGUGGGGGUAUGGUACCUUGUUUAGGUUUAGAGGCGAAAAGCCCUACUACUACCACCAGCCUCUCCUCCAUUGAAUAUCUUCUCCCCCGCGGGCCUGUGUGCUGGAGCCAAAUGUUGUGAUUCCUUGCGGUUGCGUUCGAAAAUACCACCAUCAUCCCACACACACACGAAUCAAACACCGACUCGAAAACACUUACCUACCCCACACAAAACACAUCGCAACCAAAAGAAGCAAGAAGCAGAGAAAGCUCUAUCGGAUUUUUGUGCCAAAUGAUAACAACGUGGCAAAAAAAGCAAGAAGAAGAAGAAGAAGCGUUCUACGGCGGCCAACAAUGAACAACAACGAAUGCGGCACCACCACCAUCUCACAACAGCAACAACAACAACAACAACAGCACCACAACACCCUCCCAACCUGCGUUGUGUUAAUAUGAUUUCUCAAGUUCUGAUUUUGUGAGUAUCUUUUUGACCCCGUUUUUUUGUUCGUUUGUUACCGGAGCCACGGUUUCCACCUACCUUCAUUUCUUUAUGCGCUUUUUUCCUCCCCCGUAUGCCUAUUUUUCCUGUUUUUCUAUUUCUCUUCUAUUUCUCUGUUGUUGUUGUUGUUGUUAAACGAACACCAAAUCUCUCUCAAGUGUGUGUGUGUGCGCUCUGUUGUUGUUGUUGUUGUUGCUGUGAUGUGUGUGGUGGAUGUUUAGUUGGUUGUUGGCGCGGUUGUUGUUCAUAACAUUCUAUCAGUUUGCCGCUGUUGUUUUACGAUAAAACCAAUCAAUCCGUCUUUCAGAUUGUUAUUGCGCAAUCCCGUUUGUGUGAUCCUUCCUUUGUCUGCGAGGCGUUGUGUGCUACUCAAAUCGACAAGAAGUAGCGUUGUUAUUUCUAAUUUUCUAUUUUGUUUGUUGUAUUUUUCAUUGUUUUUAAUUCACCUCUACCGGUGUUUCUUUACUUAUAUAUUUUAUACCUUCUCUUCUUUCUUUUUCUUUGUUUGUUACACUACUUUUUCGUCUUCUUUUUGUAAAUAUUUCCUACAAUUUUGAUCGUUCUACUUUACAUUCAGGUUUUAUUCGUUUUCUUUAUCGAGUUUUAUAUUCUUCGAAUUUUUUAUACAUUUUCUUAGAUUUUUCUUUGUUCGUUAUACUACUUUUUCGUCUUUCUUUUGUAAAUAUUUCCUGAAAUUUUGAACGUUCUACUUUACAUUCAGGUUUUAUUCGUUUUCUUUAUCGAGUUUUAUAUUAUUUAAGAUUUUUUGUAUACAUUUUCUUAAAUAAUUCUUUGUUCGUUAUACUACUUUUUCGUCUUUCUUUUGUAAAUACUUCCUGCAAUUUUGAUCGUUCUUCUUUACCUUCAGGUUUUUUCGUUUUAUUUAUCGAGUUUUAUAUUCUUCGAAUUUUUUUCAUAGAUUUUCUUAAAUUUUCGUAUUUUUUAUUGACUGUUUGAAUUGAUUUCAAAACCUUCCAAAAACACCCCCCUUUACUUCUCAUCUCUAAAGAACUUCCUGACCUUGUCAUGUCACAAUCCCUUCCAAUGCUCUGCCAGCAGUGACUUUGUUCUUCUCCUCGUUCGUUCUCUCGUUGAAGCAUUUUAUUCCCAUCUACUAAUAAUUGCGUAUGUACGAUUACUGCGUACCUCCUCUUCUACUUCUACUCCUCUCUCCCUUCUUCCGGGUGCGUGGACAAUGGUUCCAAUAUCACAGCUGAAGGUUAACAUCGUUGUUGGUUGCUGUUGCUGUGUUUGUCGCGUCCCCAGCCACUUCUCCCUUUUCUUAUCGAUCCCCUGUUUUGUGUGUCUGUGUGUGUGUGUGCCGUGUAUUGCUUUCGUGUUCUUCUACACCCUUCUUGCCAUCAGCAAAUUCCAACACUCUGUGAAGCUGCUCCUGCUAUGUGCGUGUAUGUGUGUUUUAGUGUGAAAAUUCUCCCGCUGUUUUUUUCUUCCAACCUUUUUCCGCGCUGCUGCUGCUGCUGUGCUUCCAUGCUAAAUGAGCCCAACACAAAAAUCAAUUUCCCAUAUUACACAUCGCCAUUCCUAUCUUGCAGCAACCUAUACUGCGCAAAAGGGUACCAGCGGCGGUGGAUUUAAGAUGCAGCAAUACUUGGGGCCAAAUGUACCUUUAUGGACCUGUCUUAUGAUUUUGGGGUCACCGCCACCACCACCACCACCACCAGCACUACCACCACCACCCCAAUCACCAUCGUCAUGUUUUGCCGCAUGUUUUAGUGUACGAACUUGUUGGUUAGCAUUUUUUGGCACCGUCUGUGAAAUUUUACUUCCAAAUUUAAUGCAAGCGAUCCUUUUCGAAUAUUAAAUUCCCUUUUUUAGGCACUAUUUGGACGAAUUGUUGUUUUCUAAAAGUAGCAGUUACGGAUUAAAGUAUUAAUAACUCACUACAAAA